CUCAUGGAACUCCAUUAUUGAAAUUAAAAUUUAAAGAUGGGCUGUUGAUCUACGAAUAGUGCUGAUGAUAACCUUCAUCGAGCAAACCAGAAGUAUCUCCAAGAUAUCACACAAAAACAAAAGGAAGUAAACUUUGAAGAAGGCCUUCCCUCUCGAAGAAGAGCUACCAGGGCUCCUCCUGUUGAUUUCAGCUAUGAAAGCGAGGAGUCUGAAAGUGAGUCAGAUGAUUCUAACAAUUCAUUCCUGAAUGAUUCUGACUAUUAUAACGCAAAGGCAAGGCUAAAAAGUAAAUUUAUGCCAUUUUUCCCAACAAUUAGUGAACUGAAAAUAUUCACGAUCUAUAAAUAUUCUGGUGGCCAAUGAGCCAAUAACUUGCCUUUUUGGCCACAAGUAUUUCAUUACCUUUCGCUCGAAGAUAUUGAAGUUGUAAUGUUGGGCUGAAAGAGUUUUUACGAAGCAGCUCAGGAUGAAAGAAUCCUUGAAAAAUUCUUAGACUCGGAUGAUGAAGAAAGCGACUCCGACGAUUAUGAUGAAUAUGAAAAUUUUCAUCAGCCUACUCUGAAAAAGAACACCAGCAAUAAUUAUUCAAACAAAGGGAAAUCUUCUGCAUGGAGAGCAGCUUCUAAAAAGUUAGUCCCAAAAUCUUCUGAUAAUUAUUUCUCACCUUAUGAAGAAAGUUCAGAUAAUAAGCAAAGAAGAGUGAGCCUCGCCAAGAGAAAAAGAAGUGAAAGCUGGACCAAAAUAUCAAUACAGAAGAAGCGGAGGAACACCAUUAUCAAGAUGCACAACCAAAGUAUUAUGGGGAGGAACAAAGACUCUCCUGCUAUCAGGCUACAAAAUGUCGAGCCAAUCGAGUGCUCAGAGAAUCACAGUAUUUCGGAGAGUAGCGAAGUCUCAGAAGAUAAGUUACAAAAACAGGAGAAAAAUGAUAAUAAAAAGGAUGAAGACAGUUUCUUCGGUAUAACUCCUUGAGAAUCUAUUCAGAAACAAAGCUCAUCGCAUAGCAAGAAAGCCCAAUCUAAAAAGAAGCGGAAGCAAUCUGUCAGGUUUAACGGAACAAGGAGUCCCAAGAAAUCCUUCAAAUUUAGGAGAGACUCCAUUCUUAAGAGACUGAAGUUUAAGCCAAUCUUAAAGUUUAACAAGGACAAUGAGCGCGAAAAUGCUAUUUUAAACAACAUCAAAGAAAAAAUGGAUGUUUAUGACAAAGAAUUUCAUAACAGAGACGAUGAUGGACAUAAUAAAUUGCUGGCACUCCAUCCGACCAAACUAGUGGAGCAGACAAUGGAUAGUAGCGUUGAAAUCCAAAACGGACAAAGAGGAAUCCCACAGGUUAGCCAGAUUGCUCAUGAUAAAGUGAUUUUGAAACUAGGAGAAUCUUCUCCAGAAGUGAGCAAGCACAAGUUCAAUAUGACCAAGAAGUACUCAGGACAUGAGAACAUGAUUGGGCAGACCUUACAGAUUAGUGAAGAAGCAGUCCAAGGUCUCCCGUAUCCACAAGAGUUUUUGAAUAACUUAAGAGCUCAGAAUGAAGACCUAAGGAAUAGAGUUGAGCAAAACCUGAAGAGCAUUACAUCAAAGAAAAAUGAGUUUAACUAUAGUGUUGGAAGAAUCCAACCAUUUGAGACUCCUAGCGAAGAAUGUGGAAAUCAUGACACAAGAGAGUUUUAUGAAUCUCGCAAGAAUAGAGGAUUCAGAUAAUAAUAUAUCAAUAAAUCUGCGUCAGCAACUUUUA
This is a messenger RNA of Moneuplotes crassus, 1732 nucleotides long. NCBI's taxonomy places the organism in Eukaryota, Ciliophora, Spirotrichea, Euplotida, Euplotidae. The record is from the annotation of a GenBank genome assembly.